Nicotiana attenuata is the source of this 1026-nucleotide messenger RNA. RefSeq lists its product as uncharacterized. NCBI's taxonomy places the organism in Eukaryota, Viridiplantae, Streptophyta, Magnoliopsida, Solanales, Solanaceae. The transcript has a single exon. The record is from RefSeq and is a predicted model, not a curated record. The coding region runs from base 1 to 1026 and encodes 341 amino acids.
AUGUCGGGGUUUACUAAAGAUUUGAUCACCAAGAAGAGAACUACAAAGAAUGAAGUGGUGAACAUGACUCACCGGAUUAGUUCCAUCAUUGCAACAUCCACCAUUCAAAAGAAUGAAGAUCCAGGAGCUUUCACAAUUCCAUGUACUAUUGCAGCACGUGAUUUUGCAAGAGCCCUUUGUGAUAAUGGGGCUAGCAUCAACUUAAUGCCUCUUGGCAUCUAUAAGCAAGCAGGGUUAGGUAUGCCAAGGCCCACAAGUAUGAGAUUGCAAAUGGCCGAUCGUUCCAUCAAACGACCGGUGGGAAUUGUUGAUGGUGUACUUGAAAAGGUGGGAGAGUUUCAUUUACCCGCCGAUUUCAUAAUCCUUGAUUGUGCGGUUGACAAAGAGAUCCCUAUCAUUUUGGGGAGACCAUUCCUUGCCACAGGAAGAGCACUAAUGGAUUCAGAAUGGAAUGAGAUCAAAUUCCAUGUGAAUGAUGAAGAGGUUACAUUCCAAGAAAGCAAGGGUAUGAAACUACCCCAUGAAUAUGAAAGCAUCUCGGUGAUCGAUGUUGUUGAUGAAGUAGAGGAUGCGGUUGAAAUGAAAAUGGAAGAACAAUGCCUUGGCGAGGCAUUGGAGACUAUUUUGGUGAACUUUGAUGGUAAAGAUAUGGAAGGGUAUAUGGAAUCGGUAAAUGCAUUGGAGGGCUAUGGAUCUUACACUUAUGCUCCGGCAAAGCUCUCUCUCGACUUGGAGAAUAGAGCCACUCCGCCCGCAAAGCCUUCUAUUAUCGAGCCACCGCAACUAGAGCUCAAACCAAUUCCACCACACUUGAGGUAUAAAUUUCUUGGCUCCAAUGAUACUUUACCCGUAAUCGUUUCUUCUUUGUUGAAUGAUGUGCAGGUGGAACAAUUGGUGGAAGUCUUGAAGGAGCAUAGGCAAGCCAUUGGAUGGACAAUUGCGGACAUCCGAGGGAUUCCUGCGGGAAUUUGCGAACACAAGAUCCAAUUGGAGAGUGAGACGAAACCAAGUGUGGAACAUCAAUGA